AUGGGGCAGCAGCAAGAUAUCGGAGGUGCACAGGCCCUUCUUUCCCUCGGAACAAAAGAUUCAAAACACGAUGAUAUUGAUCAUCAAGAUGUGAUUAGUGAUCCUGCUCAUCAUGAUCUACAUAAUCACCACGAUAAUGGAAAGCACCAUAAUGAUCAGAACUCCCACGUUGAUGAGGAUGUUGACAAUCAUAGAAACGAUGCUGAUUCGCUUGAAGAUAAAGCGAAUCAGCAACUAAACGAUGCCGUUGAAGCUGCGGUAAUGAGAUAUGUGGGAGGUACCCUCGAGGGAUCUGAUUCAAAUGAGCACAACCGCAGUAGCGGUGACAGUCAUCAUGGUAAUAUUGAGGCCAACCAUGCGGGGAAUGGCAACGGGGAAAACAAUAAGCGUCGUCUCAAUCAUGAAGAGAUCAUGUCUCACAUAGGUGAUUACCAAUGGGAUAGCUUUCUCGAGGAAAAUGUUGCAGCUGAGUUCGAAAGACCUUCUCCAAAGAAGGCCAAGAGAAGAAGAAGCUCUCUGAAUGGAAGUGAUAUUGAUCCCGAUCUUCCUGAUUUAGACGAAGAGCCAUCCGAACAUGAUCAAUUAGUGCAUGCUGCCAUCUUAGGAGCUGGAGAAUUGGCCAAACAACUCUCACUUCCAUCGACCCAAGGUAACCAUUCAUCCAGCCAACAACUGAAUAGAUCGGAUGGCGAAUCUGCCGCGAUUGACCAGUUGGCUCAUGCUGCAUCAGCAUUAUCUGCCAAGAGCAGGACCAGAACAUCAAUCAAAAAGAGGCCUCUACGCAAAAGCUCAGAGGCGAAGACAACGUCCGAGCAGCCGACAGCUCCUGAUAAAUAUGAUCAUAUCUCCUUGGAGUCAUUGGUUGAUCUGUGUGCCAAUGAGGCUCUACUGUGGUAUCAAUCGCAGAAUAGCAUACCCGUCAAUGGUCCUCGUGCUUUCUCUUCCGCAGAAAUUAGUGUCAUGGAUUCAUUUAUUGAUGGAUAUUGCAGGCUCAACGACCUAUCUCGUGCUGAUAUCUGUCGUCGAGUGUGGUCCACAGAAAGAACGAAGGAUAAUUUUUGGGAGUGUGUCACAAAGGUACUACCCUACAGAUCUCGAGCAUCAAUUUAUAAGCAUGUCAGGCGCCAGUUUCAUAUAUUUGAUAUUCGAGCCAAAUGGACCCCAGAAGAAGAUGAGUUGCUCAAGAAGCUAUCACAGGGUUCUGAGACAAACUGGAAGAAGAUUGGGGAGGCUAUGAACCGCAUGCCCGAGGAUUGCCGUGAUAGGUGGAGAAAUUAUAUUAAGUGUGGCGAGAACAGAGUACUGAACAAAUGGUCUGAGGAAGAAGAAAGAACACUCAAAGGCAUCGUCUUAGAGAUGAUGACCGACGACAGUGGAGAUAAGCCGAUGUCUAUUAACUGGACCUUGGUGAGUGAGAAGAUGAACGGUGUGCGCUCAAGAAUCCAGUGCAGAUACAAGUGGAAUAAGUUACUCAAACGCGAGUCAAUAACCAGGACUGAAUUGAUGGACAAUGAUACUAAGAUCUGGCUAGUAACCCGAUUGCUAGAGGCCAAUUUUCCACAUCUCGAAAGUAUCGACUGGGAAUAUAUCCUACAUUUGUAUCAUGAGUGGAUAAAAGAUGCCAAGAACAAAGACCUUCUUUGGACUACGACGGAUCUCCAGGUCGCUUUUGAAAAAAUGAAAAGCAAAGUAAAGGAUCAUAAAAACCUGUCGCUACACACAGUGUUAACGAAAAUUCUACUGGCCCUAUACGAAGAGACAGGUACUGAUAGUAGUGGGUUGGUUCGCACCCCACAGUUAGUCAAACGUGAGAAAGCACGCAAUGUUGAACACGCAGAAUCGAUAGCCAACGCAGCUGUUGCUGCAGUUUCUUCCGGUGUUAAUGAUGAAGACGCCCAGCAACAGGAAUACAGUCUUUGGCGUUAG
Molecule: messenger RNA, 1926 nt
Organism: Candidozyma duobushaemuli
Lineage: Eukaryota; Fungi; Ascomycota; Pichiomycetes; Serinales; Metschnikowiaceae
Exons: 1
Coding region: 1-1926 (641 amino acids)
Biological process (GO): regulation of DNA-templated transcription
Cellular component (GO): nucleus
Molecular function (GO): transcription cis-regulatory region binding; DNA-binding transcription factor activity
Source: RefSeq, a predicted model, not a curated record